This is a messenger RNA of Orycteropus afer afer, 1784 nucleotides long. Lineage: Eukaryota; Metazoa; Chordata; Mammalia; Tubulidentata; Orycteropodidae. The record is from RefSeq and is a predicted model, not a curated record.
CAGAUUUGAACCUACCUGCCUUCAAACUGGUCACCAUGAUGAAACUUAGACACAAAAAUAAAAAGCCAGGUAAAGGUUCCAAAGGCUUUAAGAAGGUAAGUUGGCUUCAGCCUGCAAAGCAGAAUUGGAAGAAAGCAGUCUGCAAAGUAACCUCCACUCCCCAACUUGUUUACUCCAGUGAUCAUGCCAAUCGGGAGAGAGAAUUAAAGCAAAAAAGAGUGGAGGAGAUGAGAGAGAAGCAACAGACUGCCCGGGAGCAAGAGAGACACAGACGCAGAACCCUUGAGAACUACUGUCAGGAUGUCUUGAAACGCCAGGAGGAAUUUGAGCGUAAAGAGGAAGUUUUGCAGGAAUUAAAUAUGUUUCCUCAGCUGGAUGAUGAAGCCACAAGGAAGGCUUAUUAUAAGGAGUUCCAUAAGGUAGUGGAAUACUCUGAUGUGAUUCUGGAAGUCCUGGAUGCCAGAGACCCCCUGGGCUGCCGCUGCUUCCAAAUGGAGGAGGCUGUCCUGCGGGCAGAGGGCAACAAGAAGCUGGUCUUGGUCUUGAACAAAAUUGACCUGGUCCCCAAGGAGGUUGUGGAAAAGUGGCUGGAUUACCUUCGGAGUGAGCUGCCAACUGUGGCUUUCAAGGCCAGUACGCAGUAUCAGAUUAAAAACCUGAACCGUUGCAGUGUACCAGUAGAGCAGGCCUCUGAGUCGCUGCUGAAAAGCAAGGCCUGUUUUGGAGCUGAAAACCUCAUGAGGGUUCUGGGGAACUAUUGUCGCCUUGGUGAUGUACACACCCACAUCCGCGUGGGGGUUGUGGGCCUUCCCAAUGUUGGAAAGAGCAGCCUGAUUAAUAGUCUGAAGCGGAGCCGUGCAUGCAGUGUGGGAGCCGUUCCUGGAGUCACCAAGUUCAUGCAGGAGGUCUACCUGGACAAGUUCAUUCGGCUACUGGAUGCUCCAGGCAUUGUCCCAGGACCCAACUCAGAGGUGGGCACCAUCUUGCGCAACUGCAUCCAUAUACAGAAGCUAAUAGACCCAGUGACCCCAGUGGAGACUAUCUUGCAGCGCUGCAACAUGGAGGAGAUUUCCAACUAUUAUGGCAUCUCUGGGUUCCAGACCACUGAGCACUUUCUGACUGCAGUGGCCCGCCGUUUGGGAAAGAAGAAGAAGGGAGGCAUAUACAGUCAGGAACAGGCAGCCAAAGCUGUCCUGGCUGACUGGGUGAGCGGGAAGAUCACCUUCUAUACACUACCACCACCCACUCACACUUUGCCUACCCAUCUCAGUGCAGAGAUUGUUAAGGAGAUGACAGAAGUCUUUGACAUUGAAGACACUGAACAGGCCAAUGAAGACACCAUGGAAUGCUUGGCCACUGGAGAAUCUGAUGAGCUGUUGGGUGACAUAGAGCCGCUAAAAAUGGAGGUCAAGUGGUUCCAUUCUCCGAUGAUGAAAACAGCAGGUGCCAUUGAAAAUAAAACCGUCAUGUAUAAGAUUGGCAGUGUUACUAGAUAUUGUACUAAUCCACAUCUGCAUCAGGUAGAGUGGGCUAAACACAAUGUUGACCACCACCCCAAGAAUUACAGCAUGGCUGAUAGCUGCUCAGUGGACCGCCGCCCAGUGCUUCAGAGGAUCAUGGAGAUGGACCCUCUGCAGCAGGGCCAUGCUCUGUCAUGUGCCUUGAAGAAGAAGAAGAAGAUGCAGAAACGUACAGAUAAAAUGGCCAGCAAGCUGUGUGAUUCCAUGAUGUCUGCCCUUGACCUCUCUGGCAACGCUGAUGACAGUGCUGGUGACUGAUCUCAC